Molecule: messenger RNA, 1764 nt
Organism: Cladophialophora immunda
Lineage: Eukaryota; Fungi; Ascomycota; Eurotiomycetes; Chaetothyriales; Herpotrichiellaceae
Exons: 1
Coding region: 1-1698 (565 amino acids)
Source: RefSeq, a predicted model, not a curated record
AUGAAGGCGCCCAAGUUUAUGUUCAUCAACAAAACUGCCGACUCCGACUCCCUCUCCCACAGCCACAAGAGCGAAAGAAUAAAGAUCCAUAGCCAUGUCCAGAAGGGGCGACGGUACAAGAAAUCCGAGGGAGGCAUCAUCUACGCUACACGGCUACCGCAUCUUCGGCCUGAACGGCAAGGCGGGCAAGGGGAUGACUGUCCAGACGAACCUAGCGAUGACAAACGAGGUACCGCCGAGUCAUCGACGCGGGAUGCACCGGGCCUUGAACAUUAUCCAUCAGGAUGCUCGGUACGCCGCCACGGCGGCCAAUUGCUCCAGCCGCUAGACCCAAAUAUCGACCCGUUGCUCUGGGAUUAUUCACAGGCGCACCUCACGCCGUCAGGGUCGCCUCAGUCAAUACCAGUAUUCCCUGCGGCCUCGGCCGAGGAAAGCUUCGAUCCCUUCGAGGUGACCUGCGUCAAGGUCGACGGGGCCAUCUACAGCCUGCUGCACUAUUUCCUGCGGGUGUGGCACCCCAACGUGUGGCAUCUCGAGAGAAGUGGCCGGGCGGAUCACGAAUAUGCAUUUCGGGACGACGCAAUGAGUCUGAUCCAGGGGUGCCUUCACGACAAGUACAACAUGUACGCCCUCCUUGCCUACAUGGCGAGCUACAUGCACGAUAUCGACGGAAUUACGCCUCCUGGGGACGGCAACGUCUACAUGCACCAGGCACUCCAGGCUUCCCAGAACUAUGUCAAGAGCCGGCUACCGAUCACGGGCAGGCUGAUCUUCAACAUCUUCGCUCUUGGCUGCGCGGAGUGGUACAGGUACAAUCGCCAGGCCGGUUACGUGCACCUCAAGGCGGCCAAGUCUAUUAUUGACUCGAUCGGGGGUUUAAAAUCCCAGGACGGCCCGCUCGUGGAUCUUUUGUUGACAGGCGAUGCAUACGUGGCUGGGGAACUGCAGAGGAAACCCUUGUGGUCUGAUGCGGAUUUCGACAACGGCGACGACCACCCCAUGACGGCGUACGGUCUUCAGGAGCUGCAGAAGCUUCUCUCGGGCACGAUCGCCCUAGGAUCAGGUCUCCUCAGCUCUGCGCAGCAAACGAUUAUCCCUGCGGCCUUGCGGUGGAUCAUCUUGGAUCUCGCAGUGGUGCUUUCUGUCUUCAAGUCGUCGCAAUCCUUGGGGCCUGCGGCCGAAGAUAAACCCUCCGCUGCUGAAGGGUUCCAUUGGGUCAACGUGCGCAGCAUCGCCAUCAGACACCGUCUCCUGCAUCUGGAACUGGGUGAUCUGAGAAGCGAAGCCGUCCGCAUGGCGAUCGUGUUGUGGAUGUUCAUGUGUUUUACCGUCACAGGGCGAAAGCGGACCAACAAAGUCAUGGCGCCCUUCUUGCGAGAUCGGCUCUGCUCGAUCCCAGGCAAAGAAUGGGACGGUCACGAAGAGGUUCUUCUGUGGGCUCUGAGCAUCGGCGCUCUGUCCGCCCAGGUCGGCUCCGAAGCGCACACUUGGUUUGUGGCCCAGAUCAGUUCUGUGCCUUGUGGUAGCGGAGCUGGCGAUGCGGACCAGAUCUUUUCCGCUCUCAUCGGCCUCUCGGAGAAGUUCUUUUAUCUGGAGUCGGCACAGAGGAACGAUUUCAGGGCUUUGGCUGAUGAUAUACACGACUUGCAAACAACGAUGGGAGAGUCGAACUCCGAUUCCACGUCUCAGGGCGUCUGAGCGUUGAGUGAUCCCCGUGGUUGUGGCAGAUGCCGCCAGAGAAGACAGAACAGCACCGUUGUACAG